Lachancea fermentati is the source of this 963-nucleotide messenger RNA. Lineage: Eukaryota; Fungi; Ascomycota; Saccharomycetes; Saccharomycetales; Saccharomycetaceae. The record is from the annotation of a GenBank genome assembly.
AUGGCGACAAACUCUAUCAAACUGUUGGCUCCUGAUGUCCACAGAGGCCUAGCUGAAUUGGUGGCGAAAAGGCUGGGUUUAAAGCUAACUGAAACCAAGCUAAAACGCGAUCCCUCAGGAGAAGUUUCCUUCUCAAUUGCGGAGUCAGUUAGAGACCAAGACAUAUUUAUUAUUACGCAAAUCGGGUCCGGGGUGGUUAACGAUAGAGUUUUGGAGUUGCUGAUCAUGAUCAACGCCUCCAAGACAGCAUCAGCCAGGAGGAUUACUGCCGUGAUUCCAAACUUUCCUUACGCAAGACAGGAUAGAAAGGACAAGAGUCGUGCACCUAUCACGGCCAAGCUAAUGGCAGACAUGUUAACUACCGCUGGUUGCGAUCAUGUCGUUACAAUGGAUUUGCAUGCGUCUCAAAUCCAAGGUUUCUUUGACGUACCUGUUGACAAUCUAUAUGCGGAACCAAGUGUGGUCAGGUACAUCAGAGAACAUGUAAAUUACAAGGAAUCCAUAAUAAUCUCUCCCGACGCUGGUGGUGCCAAGAGAGCAGCGGCGUUAGCCGAUAGACUUGAUCUCAACUUUGCAUUAAUCCAUAAGGAAAGAGCUCGCGCGAACGAAGUUUCUCGUAUGGUUCUUGUUGGUGAUGUGACGGACAAGGUUUGUAUAAUUGUCGAUGAUAUGGCUGAUACAUGUGGUACCUUGGCAAAAGCUGCCGAGGUCUUGCUAGAAAACCGCGCGAAAUCAGUUAUUGCUAUUGUUACUCAUGGGGUUCUAUCAGGGAGAGCCAUCGAGAAUAUCAACAACUCCAAACUUGAUAGAGUUGUUUGCACGAAUACAGUUCCUUUUGAAGAGAAGAUGAAAUUAUGUCCCAAGCUUGACGUAAUUGACGUAAGUGCAGUUUUGGCAGAGAGUAUCCGUCGUCUGCAUAAUGGUGAAAGUAUUUCAUAUUUGUUCAAGAGUUAUCCUUUAUAA